Messenger RNA from Zootoca vivipara (common lizard), 4010 nucleotides. The record is from RefSeq and is a predicted model, not a curated record. Lineage: Eukaryota; Metazoa; Chordata; Lepidosauria; Squamata; Lacertidae.
AGCCGGGGCGGGGCGAGAGCCGGGCUGAGCUAGCGCGCCAGACAGCCGGGGAGCUGCGUGCCGGGAGGGUCCCCCUCUGGCAUCUCCAAACGCGCCCUGGGCGCACCGUCCUUUCCUUGGCUCGCCUUGCGUGCGCGGAUCGAGGCUCCCGCGGCGAGCUCAGGCGCCGGAUGCCGUUCCCCGGCGGCUUGUGGUGGUUGCUGUGCUGCAGGCAAGGCUUCACUUUGCUCCGGCGCGACUAUGGCGAGGCAGGCAAAGGGGGGGCGGACGACGACGAAGCCGAGGAGUCCUUCGAAUUGCGCAGCAAAGGCGACGAGGGAGCUCCCUUGCAGGUGAACACCACUCAGCCCAGUCGGAUCAGCAGCGGUUCCGAAAGGUCUUUGCCAGUGUCCGAAGAAACGCACAGCCUUAUCACGGAGAAGAAGGGCGGGAGACUGCAAGGAGAACCCGAUGCUAUCGUGAAAGGCUGGCUGCAGCGGGAGGUCCGGGGAGGUAUAAAGACCCCUUGGCUGCGUCCUCGCAAGUACUGGUUUGUGCUGACGGAAGAUUCCCUCGACUACUAUAGCGGGUGUGAGGUGACGGCCCGGUGCCUUGGUUCGCUCGUCCUCACCAGUCUCUGUUCUGUGCUGUGGCCUGACAAGCAGACCUACAAGGAGACAGGAUACUGGGCAGUGACUGUUUUUGGCAGAAAGCACUGCUACCGCCUCUACACAGAGCACUUAAACGAAGCUGUGCAUUGGGUUUGCGCCCUGCAGAAGGUCAUCAUCAGCAAACCCCCCGUGCAGACCCCCACGCAGCUCCUCAUGUGUGACAUUGAGGAGAACCGUAACAGCCCAGAAAUCCUGGAUCAGAUUUAUCAAAAUAAUCCCAUCCUGUGCUACACGGCUGGCCCAAUCUAUGCGCCUCUGCUGCCCUUUCCGUAUGCAGCUCCCGGUGGCCAGGGCUACGCGGGGAUCCGUGACGAAGCUGUCAAGCUGUUCCACUCGCUGCAGCAGCUGGAAGGGCUGCGGGAGCCAGCCCUUCUCAUGCAGGGGGUGCUGCAGACUUGCCAUGACCUCCCCGCCCUGGUGGACGAGAUCUACUGCCAGCUGGUGAAGCAGACCACAGAGCCUCCAGCACCGGGUGCAGCCGCAGACCUGCGCUACUGGCAGCUGCUUGCUUGCAUGAGCUGCACUUUCAGGCCGUCACUUCCUGUGCUGUGCUACUUGCAGCUGCAUCUCCAACGGACAGAGAACCAGUUCCCAGGCUCGGAGGCGACUUGGUACGGACGCUUCAUCGCAGAGGCCCUGCACAAGACCAAGGGGCGAGAGUGCGUGCCUUCGCUGGAGGAGAUUGCGGGCCUGAUGGGGCGCCAGGAGACCGAGUGCGGUGUGCACUGCCCUAGCAUCGCCUCCUGCAAUGUGGCCGUCACCUCCCAGACCACAGUCCAGGAGGUGGCCCUGGAGCUGAUGUUGCGCCUGGGCCUGGCGCAUAGCCCCAACUCAUUUGCCCUCUACCAGGAGAGCUGGCAGCACGUGCGCCCCCUGCCGGAGGAUGCCCUGGUGGCAGAUGUUCUCACGAGGUUCAAAAGCUCAGCUGGGGAAGAGCCACCCGGGAAGCCCCCUGGGAGACUCUGGUUCAGGCAUUAUGGGUGUCUGAACCUGGACUGCGUCCCCUGCAACAGCCAGGAGUUUGCAGUGCUAUUUGAACAGGGGAUCUCUCGCUGGAGCAUCGUCUGCUGGGCUGUGGGCUCUCCCGCCCGCGGUCAAGCUGCAAGCGGAGUGGAAGCAGCUCCCGUGCAGCCAUUUCCUGGAGACAGCCUCUCUGAUGGGAGUUGCCAUGUACGAACGGAAACGGAUACAGGGGACGAGGCAGCCAGAGAACAGCCUGGCGGGCACGUGGUCGGCCUUUGGGUCUGUCCUCUGUGAUGCAGAGGUUUAUUUAUCAGGUAAGUCGUCCCACCUGCACUUCCGUAUUUCCUGGCACGGCUUGAGAAGGCACACGAUGGAGACAGGUGGCACACACUUGAGGCCAAUUGUGAGGAGCAGUGGGCAGGCACUGCUAUUUGGCAAAGCAGGAUCUGACCAUUAUUGUGGAGGGAGGAUUUUCCAAGACAAUGUAGCACACACCAGUAUCAAAACAGAUUUGGGUGUGUUUAUCUUUCUCUAGGGACCCAGGUGGCGCUGUGGUUUAAACCACAGAGUCUAUGGCUUGCUGAUCAGAAGGUCGGCGGUUCAAAUCCCUGCAAUGGGGUGAGCUUCCCGUUGCUCGGUCUCAGCUCCUGCCCACCUAGCAGUUCGAAAGCACAUCAAAGUGCAAGUAGAUAAAUAGGGAACGCUCCGGCGGGAAGGUAAACAGUGUUUCCGUGCGCUGCUCUGGUUCGCCAGAAGCGGCUUUGUCAUGCUGGCCACAUGACCCGGAAGCUGUCUGCGGACAAAACGCCGGCUCCCUCGGUCUAUAGAGCGAGAUGAGCGCCGCAACCCCAGAGUCGGACACGACUGGACCUGAUGGUCAUGGGCCCCUUUACUUUUACCUAUCUUUCUCUAACGCUGCUUUCAUGCAGCAGCUUGCAUUAUCUUCUGGAAAGGGUGUAUUUUCAACACUUAGGGAUUUGCAUCGUGCUGGGGCAACUCUUAAAACCUGUGCUAUUUUCCUAGAGGUGCCAGAACUCACCACAAACUCCUCCCUUGUUCUCUCAUAAUGGCAAUGGCGCCCACCUGAGAGAUGCUGGAACUGUGUUCAGGCUGGAAAAAAGUCCUGCGUCUUUAACUGAUAUUGUGGGACCUAGUCAGGACAGGGCAGUGACACAAGGUGGUAAACAAGUUUUGCUGAAACGACACGUUGGUACUAUUGUGGGCAGCAACUGUUGGCUUUAGAAAAGGGACUCCCUACCCUGUGGCUUGUCCUCAGUCCCAAGGUGGCUGCGGUUGGGGAUUAAGUACAUUAUGGAAACCUGAUUCAUCUCAAUAAAUCUACUUUGAAAUGUGCAUUUUUCACCCACCCCUCUUCCUGAAUUAUCAAAACCCCCCCCCCCCGUUUUUGUACAAUCUGAAAAUUUUAUUUUGGUAAUCAAACUAGUGAGAAAUGGCACCUCUGACUAUAUUGUCUCUCCACUUACUAAUGGUUUCAGAUUUUUCGAAAAGAACAGUGUAGCCUAUAUAAACACAAAUCAAGCCUUUCUCCGUAACCUAGCCCUAGGGAGGGUCAGAGUUGAAACCCUAGCAAGCGAGCAGACUAUCCUCUCUAGGCCACUUAAAAAUAAAUAAAUAAAUCAUCUUGUGUUUAGUGUUUCACCAAAUAGAUAACCAUCUCACUGGUUGUCUUUAGCGCUUCAAAACAGUUUCUCCUUCCCUUCAUCAAAGGGAAGCGGAGCUCCUUGCUUGCAGAAUAUAUACAGCUCUCUGGCCAGUCUGGCUAAAGGAUAUAGACCAGGCAUAGGCAAACUUCGGCCCUCCAGAUGUUUUUGACUACAAUUCCCAUCAUCCCUAGCUUACAGGACCAGUGGUCAUGGAUGAUGGGAAUUGUAGUCCAAAACAUCUGGAGGGCCGAAGUUUGCCUAUGCCCUGAUAUAGACUACCCCUUUCUGCCCACUCCCCUAUUGUCCUUUAAGGUCCUCCGCUCGGGAGGCGGAGACUUAACCUGCAAGCAGUGGGGCAGGAAACGGCAUAGGAGGGGUGGGCCGAGCUCUGACCUUGCCCUAUUUUCUUCUCAGGCAAAGGAGGCGGUGCAGCAGGCCCAGCAUAUUCCGCACGGAGCUGCAGGAGGAGACUCCCGCGGUGACCGCCACCAACAAACAAAAGGACUGCACUUAACCAAGCGGCCAGCAGUGGGACCCUGCCUGCGCCGACUUUUCGCCCUGGCAGCAGCCUUGGAAGGCCAGGGAUACCUAGUGCCUCCCCCAGCCCAGACACUUGUACUGACGAUACCAGUGGUACUUUAUGCUCCUAAGGAGCUGGAAACGUAUGUCCUCUCCUGUGUAGAGGGAUUCCCUUCCCUUCCCCAACGUGUGUAAAAAUUUAUUUAUAUCGAUA